Molecule: messenger RNA, 3387 nt
Organism: Polistes dominula (European paper wasp)
Lineage: Eukaryota; Metazoa; Arthropoda; Insecta; Hymenoptera; Vespidae
Product: dipeptidase 1
Biological process (GO): proteolysis
Molecular function (GO): metallodipeptidase activity
Source: RefSeq, a predicted model, not a curated record
GCAGACCCUAGUCUUGCCGCGGCGGUCGCCGAACGUGCAACGGCAUGGUGUUCUUUAUUUCUUGUGCUUGACUUCAUUCACUUAUUUCAAUUAAAUAACUGCCAAAGCAUUUUAUUGUUACUUUAAACAAAGCUUUUUAUUAUCAUUUUAUCCUCCAUUCUCCUCAAUCCCCUCCUAUUUUUCCUUCAUAGUAGAUUCUGUGAUGUUUUAUUAAAAUGUGACGAAAUAUCGAGUGACAAGACGAACGGAGUGAUUAGGAGGAAGAAAAGAGGAAAGGCAAGAAAUAUAUAUACAUAUAUAUGUAUAUGUAUAUAUAGGUAUACGUAUAUAAGUAUAUAGAUAUAUAUAUAUAUACAUAUAUAUGUAAAAGAAGCUUGGACAUACUUCGCGAAUAUACACAUUAUUACGUCCAAUUCUUCAUCUUCCUCGUUCUCAUAUUUUACUUCGAUAAGAAGAAUAUUGAAGAGAAGAAGUGAAGAAUCGUUCCUUCGAACGAUCUGUGGCCGCGUGGCCAGACACUCUACGCGUACUUUCUACUUACCCAGGUGUCCUCGGAUUGCUUGGUUUCGAUACGCGAUGGAGGAUCGCGACGAUCAUGCUGGGACAUCUUUGAGAAUUCGAUCUCCUGGGAGCGUGAUUCCUCAAGCUCGCUAAAAGGAUGCAGAAAGAGAGAAAAAGAGAGGCACAUUGGCCAGUUCAUCGAUCUGAUGCAUCGUUAAUGAAUAGAAACCUGAACUGUUCUAUAAUAAUGGCCGAGAGGAACUCAUAGAGGUUCCUUUCUUCUACUUAAGACUCUCAAAAGAAGAAGAAAAGUAAGAGAGAUAGAAGAAUUUGAUAAAAUAAGAAGAUGGAACUGUAUAAAGAGCAACAGCAAUGGCAGCAAAGACUGCAGAGGCAUUGUCACCAGCGACAGCUGGUAAUAGAGACAAAGUUCGUUGACGUAAAGCCGAUGAAGUAUCGCGUCAUUCGUGCGGGAAUUUUUCUGUGAUCGGACUGGUAGACCUGUGACUGGAAAGAAAAAAAAAGGAAGAAAGAGUUUGAGAUAAAAAUAGAUAAGAAAUAAAUCGCAGAGUUAGAAAAAACGACUAGAACGAUGCAUCACAGUGGAGGUGUUGGUUACGGCAGUGGCCCUCAAGAACGAGUACAUCAGGUGCCUCGUACAGCUACCCAAACCGACAAAUAUCCCUUUGAGGGCUAUCAAGGUCCUAUACCCGAUUGUUGUGCCGCUGCUGCGGCUGUCCAGGAUCCCUAUCCUAGACCGCCAAGUGGAUACGAUGGCAGGUGCUACGAUGAGUAUCAUCGUACGACACCUUAUCAGGAUGAUUCUUACUCUCAGGAUGUUCCCCCGACCUUCCAUCGACCCCAGUCCAGACUGGGAUACGAGGAAUGUCCACAAUCUCGCGUAGGAUAUACCUCGGAUUCCAGGUGUGCCAGUGGACUCGGGUACGAUGACACGGGCGGGGGUUACCUGGAUCAGACUGACCCAAGGAUGUAUUGCACCGGCGGUUAUUGCAUGGGGGAUACUAUGAUGGCCACUAGCAGAGGUGUCUGCGGCGAGGAAGUUGAACUCGACAUGCGAAGGCAUAUUCAAGCUUGUGCCUGCACCUGUAAUCAUAUGGGAUAUGGAAAUUAUAUGGACUAUCAGACUACGUGCCUAACACAACUGCCAGACGUGGCACCGUGCAAUGGCACUGUGCGAAUACCACCACCGUGCGAGGAUUCACCAAGCAGUGGAAGCAGCAAGGAUCGUAUGGAUGAAAGUCCUCGGAGAAGAUGCCGAGUUUUGACACCUAUCCUAUUUCUGAUAGCGGCUUUGGUUCUUGGUGGUUUGUGCUUACCACUCUUGUUACAAUCUGUACCUGUCACGCAUCAGCAGAGACUAGACGUGAUAAGGAGGAUUCUCACUGAAGUGCCUCUAAUCGAUGGGCAUAACGAUUUGCCCUGGAACGUAAGAAAGUUCGUACAUAAUCAACUGGGUGAAGUUAACUUGAGUAGCGAUCUCGGAAGAGUAGACCCUUGGGCCAGAUCGGACUGGAGUCAUACAGAUAUUCCUAGAUUGCGCGCUGGCCUCGUUGGUGCACAGUUCUGGGCCGCUUACGUUCCCUGCGAUGCAGCACAAUUAAACGCGGUUCAACUUUCUCUCGAACAAAUUGACGUAAUUCGUCGAUUAGCUGAGAUGAAUGCUCAACAUUUAACUCUGGUUACUUCUGUCAAAGGCCUGAUCGAGGCACAUCGCGACGGAAAAAUUGCAAGUCUGAUCGGAGUCGAAGGUGGUCAUUCUCUUGGGAAUUCUUUAGGUGUUCUCAGAACAUUUUACGGCUUGGGGGCACGAUAUCUUACUUUGACGCAUGCCUGUGACACUUCCUGGGCAGUAUGUUCAGUUGGCGAGAUGAAUAACACUCAGGACGAGACACCUGGACUCAGCGAAUUUGGAAAGGCAGUAGUAAGGGAAUUGAAUAGGUUGGGCAUGCUGGUGGAUCUCUCUCAUGUUUCCACAAGGACGAUGAGAGCGGCACUGCAAACGACUAGGGCACCAGUGAUUUUCUCUCACAGUGCUGCAAGGGCACUCUGUAAUUCCAGUAGAAAUGUACCGGACGACGUACUCAGAAAUCUAGCAAAAAAUGGUGGAGUGGCGAUGGUUCCAUUUUAUACGUAUUUCAUAACGUGCAACAACACCGCCACCAUUAAGGAUGUUAUUGCACACAUUAAUCACAUACGAAAGGUGGCAGGGAUCGAUCACGUUGGAAUAGGAGCUGGCUUCGAUGGAAUAAACUUCACUCCCAUUGGCCUGGAAGAUGUAUCAAGAUACCCUCAAUUACUGGCAACGCUCUUAGAGGAUCCAACGUGGACCGAAGAAGACAUCAAAAAAUUAGCUGGCCUCAAUUUACUAAGGGUAUUCGCUAAAGUUGAACAGGUACGCGAUGAAUGGCACAGAGCGGCGGUUUUACCGGUGGAUAAAAUUAGUCCACCAGAUAACUCGGCCUGUGCAUACGGAGUGUCCUGAUCUUCUUCAUUUCGGGCAUUGACAUCAAGAUAUUUAGAAUUCGUACGAACGUCGAAAAUUCGACAUGUCUUGCGCUUCUACAAAACCAUUUAAAAAGUGCAAACAUAAAGAAGAGGAAGAAGAAAAAGAUGAAGAAGAAGAAGAAGAAGAAGACAAAAAUAACCGAGAGUUUGUUCCUUUAUGAAAAAACUCCUUCCUGGUCUUCCAAAGACCCUAUCGCGCCUUAAUGGAAAAGAAAGCUUAAUGGUUAUUGGAUAAUCUGGAAUAAAAAAAAAAACACACCUUCAGAACAUCUAUGUUUCCUCUAUCGACGACUAUCACAUUUUCUAUUUCCUCUGAUUAAAAUAUUACUGAAAUUCUAUUUGAAUUUUCAUCUACUUUCA